This is a messenger RNA of Dioscorea cayenensis subsp. rotundata (Guinea yam), 1764 nucleotides long. Its product is annotated as 2-succinylbenzoate--CoA ligase, chloroplastic/peroxisomal-like. The transcript is spliced from 10 exons. Bases 7 to 1716 code for a protein of 569 amino acids. Gene Ontology annotation, molecular function: medium-chain fatty acid-CoA ligase activity. The record is from RefSeq and is a predicted model, not a curated record. Gene Ontology annotation, biological process: fatty acid metabolic process. Lineage: Eukaryota; Viridiplantae; Streptophyta; Magnoliopsida; Dioscoreales; Dioscoreaceae.
ACGGGAAUGGCGCACUAUCAGGGCCACAUUUGCCAAUGUCUCCCUCGUCUUCUCACCCUCAAACGCGAUUCCCCGCUGACCAUCGCCGGCGACCGCCGGAAGACCGGCCGCCAGUUCGUCGAGGAUGUCCUUGCUUUCUCUACUGGCCUCUCCGAAUUUGGUGUCCGCCCUGGAGAUGUCAUCGCCAUUGCUGCUUUGAAUAGUGAUUGGUACAUUGAAUGGCUCCUGGCAAUCACAUUUGUUGGAGGGAUUGCAGCUCCGCUCAAUUAUAGAUGGAGUCUUGAAGAAGCAAGAUUGGCCAUUGAGCUUGUUAGUCCUGUGAUGUUGGUUGUGGAUGAGAGCUGCAGCUCAUGGGCUCUUGAACUGCAAGAAUCCUGUGACAUGCCGUCUAUUAGGAUGCAUGUUCUCAUUGGGGAUGCUACUCCAAAAUUCAGAAACAAUCAAAGUGUUUUAAGAAUGGAUUACAUUAGAAGAUCUUGGCAAGGUCCUCCAACAGCAGAUCCACUUUUGGCACCGAAAGGAAUUGCUAUUAUAUGCUUUACAUCAGGAACCACUGGAAAACCAAAGGGAGUUGCCAUAAGCCAUACAGCUUUGAUUGUUCAAUCCCUUGCAAAACUUGCAAUUGUUGGUUACACUGAAGAAGAUGUUUAUCUCCACACAGCUCCCUUGUGCCACAUUGGUGGCAUAUCUUCAUGUAUGGCCAUGCUAAUGGCAGGUGGUUGCCAUGUGGUACUACCUAAGUUUUGUCCAAAGUCAUCUAUCCAAGCUAUUGAGCAGCACAAUGUGACAUCUCUAAUUACUGUGCCCACAAUGAUUGCUGACCUUAUUUCAUAUAUCAGUAGCAGGUCAAGUAGUUGGGAAGGUGGAACAAGGGUGAGCAAGAUCUUGAAUGGUGGUGGAAGCCUCUCAGUUGAGCUGUUGAGCAAUGCCAUCCAUGUAUUUCCUCAUGCGAAAAUUGUUUCGGCUUAUGGAAUGACAGAGUGCUGCUCUUCGCUGACUUUCAUUACACUUCCCAAUCCAAAUUGUGAAAAAUCUAGAAUUCUCACUUCCGAUAAUCAUAAUCUCAAGUCUGACCAUAUUUACCAACAACCUGGAGGUGUAUGUGUGGGAAAAGCAGCUCCCCAUGUUGAAAUACGGAUAUCUACAAAUGAUCAAGCUAGCAGCUUCUCUCCUUCCAUCGGAAAGAUACUUACUAGAGGCCUGCAUGUAAUGAUUGGUUACUGGAAGGACACUUCUGGAAACCUACUGCAUUCCAAUGAAAAUGGUUGGCUUGACACAGGUGAUAUAGGCUGGCUAGAUGAGAAUGGCAACCUGUGGCUUAUCGGACGUGAGAAAGGGCUAAUUAAAAGUGGAGGAGAAAAUGUUUAUCCUGAAGAGGUUGAGGCUAUUCUUGCACAACACCCAGGAAUAUCCAAUGUUGCUGUGGUCGGGAUCCCUGAUAUCCGCUUAUCGGAGAAAGUGGUUGCUUGUAUUAGCAUGAGGGAGAGCUGGCACUGGCUUGAUGAAAUAUCCGGACAUUCACCAGGUCAAAAUGAACUGUCAAGCAAGCUCCUCCAGAAAUUUUGCAGACAGAUGAAUUUAACAGGAUUCAAAAUACCAAAGAAGUUUUUUUGGUGGAAGAAAUCUUUCCCUCUAACCACCACGGGGAAAUUGAAAAGGGAUGAUGUUAGACAAGAAGUUAUCUCCAACAUGCAAAUUGCAUUGUCGAAAUUGUGAGUAUUGAGUGUGUAAAACAUUUGUUUUCCGAUAAAAAUAAUUUUAUUA